This is a messenger RNA of Punica granatum (pomegranate), 696 nucleotides long. The record is from RefSeq and is a predicted model, not a curated record. Lineage: Eukaryota; Viridiplantae; Streptophyta; Magnoliopsida; Myrtales; Lythraceae.
AUGUCUGAUGUGAGUGAUGAUGAGAAGAGCCCGAGAAGGGAUAUUGGCUCAUCGAAGGGAAAGAAGGCAGGGGAUGGCUCUAGGAGGAGCGUGGACGUCCCGCCUGUUUAUCACCUUACUUCCUCAGACAACACGGGAACACAGGUGAUUGCAUGUAUCCUUAAUGAAGAUAAUUACUUGGCAUGGUCACGAGCGAUGUUAAUUGUUCUUCGGGCAAGGAACAAAUUACCAUUCAUUGAUGGUUCUCUGGAGAAAACGGAAGAAGAGGAUCCUUUGAGAGAAAGGUGGGAGAGAUGCAAUUCUACACUUCUAGCAUGGAUUUUCAAUACGAUGGAAGAACGGCUCCAAGCCACAGUAGCGUAUGCAAUAGAUGCUAAGGGCCUAUGGGACGACCUCAAGGAAAGGUAUUCCGAGGGCAAUCAGUCCCGUGUUUUUCAAAUUAAGACCGAGAUUUGUCUAUUGAGGCAGGAGGGCAUGAGCGUUUGGGACUAUUACGGGAAAUUGAAGCUCCUAUGGGACGAGCUGGAGUUUUACCUCGAGUACCCCAGUUGUAGCUGCGGAGCAAGAGCUACGAUCAUGGCGCAACGGGAGAUGGAGAAGACGUACCAGUUCCUCAUGGGUUUGACCUCCGAGUUCAACACGAUUCGGUCCACAAUACUCAGUAUCGAGCCGAUGCUGAGCCUAAAUAAAGUCUAA